This is a messenger RNA of Arxiozyma heterogenica, 1251 nucleotides long. RefSeq names its product gluconeogenesis transcription factor RDS2 (gene RDS2). Gene Ontology annotation, cellular component: nucleus. Gene Ontology annotation, biological process: regulation of DNA-templated transcription. The record is from RefSeq and is a predicted model, not a curated record. Gene Ontology annotation, molecular function: RNA polymerase II transcription regulatory region sequence-specific DNA binding; DNA-binding transcription factor activity, RNA polymerase II-specific; zinc ion binding. Lineage: Eukaryota; Fungi; Ascomycota; Saccharomycetes; Saccharomycetales; Saccharomycetaceae. The transcript has a single exon. Bases 1 to 1251 code for a protein of 416 amino acids.
AUGCCUGAUUUACCACAAGUCAUAAAAUAUAAUGAUCAACAGUAUAAUAUGAGAAAGAUUAAAAAAGCCAAGUCUUGUAUUUUUUGUAGACGUUCCCAUGUGGUUUGUGAUGAGCAAAGACCUUGCUCACGUUGUAUAAAAAGAGAGAUUGCACAUCUAUGUUCCUCAAAAGAAUUACCACUUGACAAUUCCUCUCCACAUCUAGAGACUCCUAUCUUAAUUCCAUCACCACAGAAUCAAACUCAAAUUAACCAACUAGAACAUCCAGGCAAUAAUGUUAGUAAGAGUCUUCUUUUCCCUCCACAGUCGUUUGUAUCACAAAAUAUGGGAUCUGAAUUCAGCUCUAUUAAUGAAUUCCUAUCCAUCUUAGAAGAUCCAUUGGUCAUCGUACCAGAUUCUAACCUGCAGGAAUCUUUUCAAUCAAAUUUAACUCUUUCAGAUACAAGCUCUCCUAAUAUACAUAAUGGUUCUAUAGACACAAACACAAAUAUUUCUAACAUGACGACAACGACAACACAAUCAUUAUUACCACAGAAAAUACCGUUAUCAACACCUCAGGCAUCCACAACACACACUGUUGCAAAUAGCAAUGACAAUGCAACUACAGCCAAGGAACAAUUUUUCAUUACUGCUGCUGAUCCAGCUAUUGAGAUCACACCGAAAGAAAAGUUAAAGCUGGUAAUUAAUGCCAAAGUUGAAGCGGGUUUGUUGAAACCAUACAAUUACGGUAAGGGUUACACAAGAUUGCAAGAAUAUAUGGACCGCACAAUGUCUCCUGAAUCACAUAAACGUAUCUUACAGCCAUUAAGCUCAAUUAGACCUGCAUUUAGAUCAAUUGCAAGAUCAUUAAAAGAUGUGGAUCUAGUAUUGGUUGAAGAGGCAUUUGAAAGAAUGUUGUUGAGUUAUGAUCGGGUAUUCACUUCCAUGAGUAUGCCUGCUUGCCUUUGGAGACGAACAGGUGAGAUAUACAGAGCUAAUAAGGAGUUUGCAUCCAUUGUAGGAUACACAGUAGAUGAUUUACGUGACGGAAAAUUAGCAAUAUAUGAAUUAAUGAAUGAGGACAGUACAGUAAAUUAUUGGGAGAAAUAUGGGUCAAUUGCAUUUGAUAAAGGUCAAAAGACUGUAUUAACUACAUGUACGUUAAAGGAUAAGAACUGCAGCGAUGUUGAGUGUUGUUUUAGUUUCACUAUAAGACGGGAUAGAUAUAAUAUGCCAGUAUGUAUUAUUGGCAACUUUAUUCCAAUUACAUAG